This is a messenger RNA of Aspergillus campestris IBT 28561, 1113 nucleotides long. RefSeq names its product NAD-dependent epimerase/dehydratase family protein. NCBI's taxonomy places the organism in Eukaryota, Fungi, Ascomycota, Eurotiomycetes, Eurotiales, Aspergillaceae. The record is from RefSeq and is a predicted model, not a curated record. Bases 1 to 1113 code for a protein of 370 amino acids. The transcript is spliced from 3 exons.
AUGGCGAGUGACACGAAACCCGCUGUGCUGAUUGUCGGAGGACUCGGUUUCAUCGGCCGUCAUCUGGCUCGCUAUAUCCACGAUAAUAAUUUGGCCUCGGAAGUGCGACUUGUUGACAAGGUUCUUCCGCAGCUUGCGUGGCUGGCCCCCGAGUUUCAAGAGGCGUGUUCAAAGGAGAAGUUCGUCCAGGCGGACGCAAGUCGGGAACAACAUUUCCCGCGCAUUUUCGACCGUGCCAAUGGCGGACAAUUCGAUUAUGUGAUCAACUGUGGUGGGGAGACGAGGCAUUCCCAACCCGACGAUGUCUACGAGCUCCGCAGCUACGCCCUCACCGUGGCCUUGGGCCGCGAGGUUGCCCGCCGCGGCAUCCGGUCCUUCGUCGAGUGCUCCACGGCCCACGUUUACAAGCCGGGUUCCUCGGUCAGAAAGGAGGGUGACAAACUUCAGCCCUGGCACAAGCUGGCUGAAUGGAAGAUGAAAGCCAGUGCCGAAUUGGAGAAGAUCUCGGGGCUCAACUACACCCUCCUACGUUUGCCGCAUGUGUACGGAGAGUAUGACCCCGGUUACUUCGCCACGGGCAUCUGCCUGGCCCGGGUGCACUUGGAUCUGCAGAAAGACCUGGAGCUUCUUUACACCAAGGAUCUCAAGAUCAACACCCUGUACGUCGGGGAUGCCGCCAGCGCACUGUGGAAGGCGGCCGAGUGGCGGGCGAAUGCCACCGGCUCCGUCCCGAUCGCGUUCAAUGUCGUCGAUCACGGCGACACCCGCCAGGAGCACGUGGCGGAGGCCCUGUCGACGGUGUUUGGCUUGAAGUGCACCUUCCUGGGCUCGUUGGCAUCCCAGUUUGCCAAGAUGAACAUGGACGAUGUGGUUGACGAUAUGAACGAGGAGUGCCUGCAGGUGUGGGCGGAGCUGAUCGAGCAGAAGAAAAUCGAGCGUCCCGGCCCCAUCAGCCCUUUCCUGGAGCGGGACGUGCUCAAGGACUCGGACAUGUCCAUCGACGGGACCUUGUUCGAAACGACUCUAGGAUGGAAGCCCACCCGGGAGCGCUUCGAUGCCGAGGGUGUGCGCGCUAUUGUAGAGAGCUACAAGCGGAUGGGCUGGUGGCCAUAA